Molecule: messenger RNA, 3611 nt
Organism: Nilaparvata lugens (brown planthopper)
Lineage: Eukaryota; Metazoa; Arthropoda; Insecta; Hemiptera; Delphacidae
Product: interaptin
Exons: 11
Coding region: 365-3370 (1001 amino acids)
Biological process (GO): centrosome separation; centriole replication; regulation of cilium assembly
Cellular component (GO): centriole; centrosome
Source: RefSeq, a predicted model, not a curated record
UGCUGUAGAUGGUGGGUUCUACCGUUUGUUUACUUUUCAACUCAAGAUAUUUUGAGUUUUGGGUGUCUAUUUUGAGUUAUUAUGUGAUGCAAUAUUGUAAUCGUCCAAUUUUAUUUAAAUAUGUUUUUAGUCUUUUACUUAGUCCUUACAAAGUGCUGUCACAUUUUCUGGAAUUAGUUUAAAGUGUGAUUUUUUAUUGAUGAUUUCAAAAUUCUUACCAGUCGAUGUGAUAUAACCUUGUGAAGUUCAGUUUGCUCUUGAAAUAUUUAAAUCUUUGGUGUGUCAUUAUCCAGCCCCAUUGUUUCACGUUUGAAAAUGUGGAUGAUUACAAAUGUAUACAGAAUAUUAUUUUCUUUAGCUAGUGAUGUGCGAUUCAGAUGAUACAGAUUUCCUUCUUCUUAUGCCUCUGUCUCAGAAACUUGGAGGUACUGUUGAUUCUGCUUAUAAUUCUCUGUCAUCCCAAAAAACAUUAAGCUGUAAUAAUCCAGACCAUGAUAGCAAUGAAUUGAUCAAAAAUAUUUCUGAUAAAAAAGCAAGUGAUAGAUCUAUAGUUAGAAGUUCAAAUAAUUUGGUAUCGGAUUCACUUAUUGAAUAUAAUGAUAAAAGCGAUUCACUGUCUCCGAGUAAAAGUUUAUAUAUGUCAAAUCACAUAUCAAUAUCACGAGAUCAUAAGAAACAACUGGAUGAGCACAAAUUAAUUGCUGAAAUUGAUAAUUAUUUCCAUACAUAUUUGAAUAAUUCAUCUUACAUCAAUGAGAGAAUGGACAGUUCAGGCAGCACUGGCUUUAGCCCUAAAAAAGCUGUUGUACCCACAACGGUGAUGCAAUUGAGUGAUUUAAAAACCAGCAUUGCAGACAGUGAUAAUUCGAAGCAUUAUGAAUUGAAUGAAGUAGGAAAACUUCUUAAUGAAAUGGAAAAAACCCAGUAUGAAAUCGAAGGAAAAUUAAAAUCAAGAGAAUCCAGACUUUAUAAACCAUUGGCAGAGAAAUAUACAUUUUCUAAUGCGUACCAAUCUGGAGACAAUAUAUCUUCAGUGCCUGACCUUGGAUUUGGUCUUCGGGACAUGUGCUAUAAUGAUAAAUCUAAAAACGCAAUGGACUACCAUGGAAAUCAACGGCUUGAUGGAAAUCACAAAGAUCCAGUUAUCGAAGAACCUUGUGUAAAAUCUAGGAUAAAUCCUCUGGGUUUCAAUGCUAGUUACAAUGGUAAAACCUCUAUCUCUGAUAAUAUUGCAAACAUCAAAUUCCACAGUUAUCCAAAAAUCAAUUUGAAUUCAUCAACGAGGGAUGGGGCUGAAAAUAUUACAACAAAACUCAGACACCUGGCUGUCACGCCACAUGAAACAUUGGAUACAAAAAGCUGUAUACCAAAUGAAUAUUCAGAUGAUACCAUGCCAAGGUAUGGCAAAUAUGUGCCGUCUAAAACUGAUUCGAGUAAAAAUAAUCAUUCGAUAGGUAACUCCCUGCAAGGGUUUGAUGAGCUUAGCUCUACAGAAGAAAAAGUGAAUGAAAUGGCUGGAACCGCGUCACACAAAAAGAAGAGAAUGCCUCCUCGACGCUUUGGCAAUAGAGUAGUCAGAGGAUCAGGCACAAUUAACUCGAGAUGUACUAGCUCGAGUGGAUUCGAUAUUAUGACUAGCAAAAGCAGGUCACAAAUGAUGAGUUUGUCUGAUCUCUGGAAUAACGAUAAUGCAAACAAUGUGAAUGAUAGCAGCCCAAGACAGCUCUUACAGAAAUUGGAGGAAGAACAGUGUAAACGUCAACACUGUGAACAACAAAUACAUGAACUUCAAAGGAAAGUUUUGGAACAGCAGGAGAAAUUAGCUGUUGCUAUUCGCGUUGAUAAAGAAAAGGACAAAGCAAUAGGACAGAUGCAUGCAGGAUGGAAGCGCCUUGCUGCUCACUGGACUGAGCUGGAGGAGCAGCGCAAUGCUUUAGCUUCGCAACUCGAAUCAUCAAAGUCAACCUUCAAUACAAAAACUGAAGAAAUGAAUAAGAAAAAAGAGCGCUGGGAUAAGGAGAUGUCACAGGCGUUGGAUUUGGCCGCCGGCUACAAGGAGAAAUGCGAAUCGAUUGCCAGCGAAAGGGAUCAGUUGGUUGGUGAAAUGAGAUCCAAGAUCGAACAGGCAUUGGCCAAGUUGUCCGAAGCUGAAAAGGAAAAAAUGAAGUGCAAAGAAGAGAAUAGAAUUCUUCUGGAUAAAUUGGCUGAGAAUGAAAUUAACAGUGAACAGAUAACUUUAUGUGAACGCCUUGACAGGUGUCUCAAUUUUCUUAGAGAUGUGGAUAAGCAAUUGAUAUCAGAGUAUGAAUUGAAAUUGAAAGAGGUUGAAACGAAAUUGACGCAAAUGGAAGGAGAGGUGUCUGUUUUGAGGGAACAGAAAGACCACGCCAAUGCCAAAUGGAAGGAUGAAAAAGCGCGUCUCACUUUAAUAGAACAACAGAAAAACUCUUUGCAAAGCUUAGUAGAAGAGUUGAAAACCACCGAGAAAUCAUUGAAAGAAGAAUUAAAAAACUCAGCCCAAAGAUUAGAGUUGGAAAAAAUUGAACUGCGAUCAAUAUUCCAAAGCCAGCUAGAAGCAGUUGUGAAAGAGAAAGUUAAGGAAUUUCAGGGCCAACUAGACUCAGGUCUUGCUAGUCUCAAUGCUCAACAUAUUUCAAGAGAAAAAGAUCUAGCCCAGCAAACAGCUCAAGAGUGUGGUAGACUCGUUGAAAGGCAUCGAUUGGAAAUUCAUAACUUGGAACAGAAACAUCGCGCCGACUUGAAAAUGAUGCACAACAGGCUGCUGGACAUUGAGAAAGAGAAAAUCGAGUUGAAGAUGAAGCUGGACAAGGAGACGAGACGACGCGCCGAAAUGGCGCAGAAACUGCACGGAGUGAUGGAGUCCAAUUGGAAGCAAGCGUUGCAGAUAAUUGUUAGUUCACCAGCCACAGGCGGCAGUCACAACAUUAAGAGCGAAGGAGAGCGCAAGAAGAAACAGUGGAGCAGCCAGGACGAGCGGAAGCUGGCCGAAGAUGGCAGCUGCUCGAGUCAAAGUGGCGAGGCGCCGUUCAACGUGGACAGUGGUCAGCUGACCUACCGCAUGCACGCUGAUGGCCAGGCAGCCAGCACCAGCAAUCAGUCACAACCCAGCCAGCUGCAACUCAAGCGAUACAUUCAGAUGCUUCUAGAGAGAGCUCCAGGUCAUCCAGUUGAAGAUCUGAGCUGUUUGGAUAAUGACACUACUUUGAAUAGUGGUUCAUUAGCAGAUAGUCAAUCAAGCUGGGCGAAAUUUAUGAAUUUAUCGAGUGACAACAGACCAACAUCGGAAAAUUCAAAGCCAGAACCAUCAAGAAAGCUGAAUGGAUCAAAAUCAAAACAACCCUGGAAAUGAAACUGAUGAGGCUAUCCCUAGAAUUAUGUUUUACUCACAAUCUUCUUAUGAAGAUUGUAGACUUAAUCUCAAAUUGUAAUAGAAAUCAUGCCAAAAGCACUGUUAUAAAUAUUUAAAUUAUAUAAAAAUUAAAUUAACAAAUACAAACUAGUCAUUGUAUGACAUUGAUGAGAACCUAUAGUGUAUGCAAUACAGUAUUAUAAAUAUAGUAAUAAUUUUAUCACGGAAAGUUUCAUCGAAA